Molecule: messenger RNA, 1005 nt
Organism: Anthostomella pinea
Lineage: Eukaryota; Fungi; Ascomycota; Sordariomycetes; Xylariales; Xylariaceae
Source: the annotation of a GenBank genome assembly
AUGACUUUCACAAACAGCCUGAUUCGCCUGAGCGGGCUGCUGUCCUUGGCAGCUUCCGCUCAAGCAGCCGCCUACGCCGUUCAAGAUACGUUCGACCAGACCAACUUCUUCGAGGGCUUCGACUUCUUCAGUGGCCAGGACCCAACAAACGGCUUUGUCAAGUACUCAUCCGCCAUCCACGCCAACAACGCGUCUCUUGCCGGAUACGCGAACAAUGGCAUCUACUUGGGGGUCGAUUACGAGAGCGUCAAUCCAGCCGGCGGUCGUGCUUCGGUUCGCGUCAACUCCAAAGCCUCGUACACCAAGGGCCUCUUCAUCGCCGAUAUCGCCCAUCAACCUGCUCCGGCGUGCGGACAGUGGCCCGCGUUCUGGACGUUCGGACCGAACUGGCCUUCCAGUGGCGAGAUCGACAUCAUCGAAGGAGUCAACAUGGACACGAACACCACAAUCACCCUCCACACAUCUAAGGGAUGUUCUUUUUCCAAGGACUCCUUCUCGUCUGGUGACUGCAAUGCUCCUGGGUCCGGAACAACCGGCUGCGGAGCGCCCACUGGGAACCUACAGACCUUCGGCACCGGCUUCAACGAGAUAGGCGGUGGCAUCUAUGCGCUCGAGUGGACCUCUCAAGCAAUCAAGAUCUUUUUCUUCCCAAGAACCGGCCCGAUCCCCACCGACAUUGCCUCCGACACACCUGACCCGACCACGUGGGGCGCACCCGCCGCUCAGUUCUCAGGCUCAGGCUGCAACAUCGAUGAACACUUCAUGAACCAUCAGAUCGUCUUCGAUACGACAUUCUGCGGAGAUUGGGCCGGGAAGGUUUUCAACGAUGACCCCGUCUGCAAGGCCAAGGCCAACACGAAGUCGACUGGGAUGGCGGCGUGCCAGGCCUAUGUUGCCAACAACCCCGCCGACUUCAAGGACUCCUACUGGCUGAUCAAUUCAGUCAAGGUCUACUCCGAGGGGGGUGCAUUGAACAAGACUACCCCUAAGCGGUUCACAUCAUAG